This is a messenger RNA of Hippoglossus stenolepis (Pacific halibut), 7061 nucleotides long. Its product is annotated as monocarboxylate transporter 2. NCBI's taxonomy places the organism in Eukaryota, Metazoa, Chordata, Actinopteri, Pleuronectiformes, Pleuronectidae. The record is from RefSeq and is a predicted model, not a curated record. Gene Ontology annotation, molecular function: monocarboxylic acid transmembrane transporter activity. Gene Ontology annotation, cellular component: membrane. Gene Ontology annotation, biological process: monocarboxylic acid transport; transmembrane transport.
GUGUGUGUGUAAUAUAACGAGUAACGUGUGGUGAAGUACCAGGGGCAUCGUGUGGAGCAGCUCGGGGCAGAAAAUAGAAACAGAGGCCGGGACAGCGCCGCCCUCCGCAGCUCCACGUCACACAGCGACUCAGUCAGUCAGGAAAUUCAAACACACACACACUGAUCCGUCCACCUCACUGACACACACACACUCACACACACACAGCACAUCUCUGCUGGUGCUGCUGCUGCUGCUGCAAGGUCACCGAGCCGGACACCCUGCGCUCCAUCAUCCAUCAUCCGUCCAGUCCACAGUGAAUACUCUGUGUUGAGGAGGGCCAGCGAUGCCGCCACCGAGUCCCCCUGCCGUGCCCCCCCCAGACGGCGAGUGGGGAUGGGCUGUGGUGUUGGCAUCUUUCAUCUCCAUAGGCUUCUCGUACGCCUUUCCCAAGGCCAUCACAGUCUUCUUCAAAGACAUCCAGAUCAUCUUCGAUGCCUCCUACAGUCAGAUCGCAUGGAUCUCCUCCAUCAUGCUCGCGGUCAUGUAUGCUGCAGGUCCCAUCAGCAGCAUACUGGUCAACAAGUACGGCUGCAGGCCCAUCGUCAUGAUGGGGGGAUGCCUCUGCUCCACCGGCAUGAUUUUAGCAUCCUUCUGCAACGAUGUGAUGCAGCUUUACCUCUGCAUAGGAGUUAUCGGUGGUCUUGGACUAGCAUUCAACCUGCAGCCAGCGCUGACUAUGAUUGGCAAAUACUUAAAGAAGCGGCCCAUUGCUAACGGUCUGGCAAUGGCCGGCAGUCCGGUGUUCCUCUGCACCUUGGCUCCUCUCAACCAGUACCUCUUCAACCAGUUCGGCUGGAGAGGCAGCUUUCUCAUCCUGGGCGGCCUGCUGUUAAACUGCUGUGUGGCCGGUGCCCUCAUGAGGCCUCUGGGGCCGCCACCCAGCAAGGUCAAGAAGGAAGAAGAGUUGGCAGCCAUCAGCACUACGACAAAGGAGAAGUGCAGCGUUUGGCAAACAGUCAACAAGUACCUAGACUUGACGCUCUUCAAACAUCGUGGCUUCCUCAUCUACCUAGUGGGCAAUGUCAUCAUGUUCCUGGGCUUCUUCGCACCUAUUGUCUUCCUUGCAGCCUUUGCCAAAGACAUGGGUGUGGAUGAGUACUCCGCUGCCUUCCUGCUUUCGAUCCUGGCUUUUGUCGACAUGUUUGCCAGGCCAUCAAUGGGGCUACUGGCCAAUUCGCGUUGGGUUCGACCUAGGAUCCAGUACUUCUUCAGCUUUGCUGUGCUGUACAAUGGGGUGUGCCACAUCCUCUGCCCUUUAGUUGAAAGCUACACCGGCCUGGUAGUGUACGCAGUGUUCUUUGGCUUGGCCUUUGGCAUGGUCAGCUCAGUGCUGUUUGAAACACUGAUGGACCUUGUCGGGGCUCCGAGGUUCUCCAGUGCUGUGGGACUCACCACCAUUGUGGAGUGCUGCCCGGUCCUUCUUGGUCCACCUCUAGCAGGGAAGCUGGUAGACGUCACAAAAAGCUACAAGUACAUGUAUUUUUGCUGUGGAGCUAUCGUGAUUUUGGCUAGUAUUUGGCUCUUCAUUGGAAACUUCAUUAACUACAGACUCUUGGACCGUGAGCGCAAACGUGCAGAAAUGUACAAGCGGACUGAAACGGAAGAUCCAGACAAAGUUCAGGAUCUUAAGGAGGCUGGUGAGGAAGCCAAGGCCUCUGAGGAGCUGGUCAACAAAGAUGAGAAAGAUGAGGAAUCUAUGCAGCGGGAAACCAACAUCUAGAUCCGUCUGCUCUCCCAACCACUCCCCUUCAGCUCCAGCGCAACCUUGCAACACUUUCAACUACGAUCAAACUGAGCUCCGUGUCAAGAGGCACCUCUUGGUGUUCCACUCAGCUCUAUUUGGGGUCCUCAGCAUUUCUCUAAAACUAACUUGAAAAACAACAACUGUGUUGUAGGAAGCUGAGACGAGCAGCUUCAGCUGUGACUUUUAACAGAAAUAUUAACCAGGGACAAACGUGUAGGAUACUGUAUGCAUAUGAAGAGGCUAAAAGUCAGAAGAUGAUUGUGGAAAUCAGUAUAGAAAUGACUAUUUUCUUUUUUUCCUCUUCCACCUGAUUUUGGAUUUACUGUAAACACAAGACUGCAACUGAGGAAUCAAUAUCUCCACCACAGAUUACCUAGUUGCAGUUAUAGACAGAAUAUGAGAUUAUUGUUUCUGGUGAAACUAUGUCAGCUGAGAAUAAACAGCAAAUCUGUGUUGAUGUUGGCAGAUAAUAACAAAAACAGUCAGUCGAUCAACUCUGCUGUCAAGUAUUAUCUGCUGCAAUGUGGUCAGACAGGAUUUUAGGUCAGUUGCAACAAGUGAAAAUAUCCCAAGCUGUAGCAACAAGCGUCACUCCGUUUCUCCUUCUGUGUCUUCCGAUAUGAUGUGAAUGCAGUAUCAACGUGUUGCCAAUGUUCCAACAUCACCAGCAAACUGAAUUCACAUGUUGAGUAAAGAUCUCUUCACAACCCUCUGAAGUCUUGCUAAAUGAAGAUUUGGUGUUUAACAAGACCUCUCUUUGAAUGAAAGGUCACAGGGUCAAGUGUUGAAGAACACUGAUCCCUAACUGUACGUUAACACAACAACCAACUUGGUUUAUCGGUUGCAUUUCAUCGUGGGGAACUUCCAGGCUCUGAUUGUACCAACUUUACAGUCAGAUCAGAGGUGCUCAUUCGUCAUUGGAAAAUGAAGAGAUGUGAUAAUUUCAGACAUUAAGCCAGCAAUAAUAAUGGAUACAGUCUUUUUCCAACAUGCAACCUUUAAAAUACCUUUUCGAUAGUCUUUCCCAUUGACUAUUUAAAGAACACUGACACAUUUAGGCUAUUGUUCCUGAAAUCGAAUCAAUAUGGAACAAAAGAGGAGCCAUGAGAUUCCUGGUUGCUCAGCUUUGUAGGAAGCAAAAACUUUAACUUUCUGAUAAUCUCGGUGCACUUGAUCCGUGAUACGUGUCAGCGAGAACCAGAAUGUAACGACCCUAAUUGCAUUCUUUCAUAUGGCAGUUGGGCGUCCUAAAAUCCUCACUUCCAUAAAUAAAGAGCAGAUGUGUUCACAGCUGGUGACGCUGGUGCACGCACAUUAUACUGCCCACCUGAGCACUGUUAUGUCGUGUUGUAAAACUGCACCAAUGUCCCACUUUAAUACGUUCGAUCAAGUCAUAAAAGGCUCCUUGUAAGUUGUCUAAUGCUCAAUAUUGCACUCAUAUACCGUAUGCUGCACUAAAAGAAAAAAAAUGGCCAUACGACUCCCCAACCUUCUUCAUAAAACUGCUGCAACUCAAUACAUUUGAUCAUGGUUGAAUGUAAUUUCCUCUGUGGGCCUUAAUAAGGUAUUAAUGACCAAAAUCUCUCAACUCCCUCAUAUUGAAAUGCAGACAUACAGGGAAACGUGCAGUAUAUCUCCUGGUCAGUUUAACAGUCCACUCUAUGAUGCAUUGCCUUAAAUGUGAUGUAGUGUAAUUCCAGUUGUACAGUGCAUACGUGAUAGUAUUAUACAAAGCUGAUACACUUUAACGAGACCGCUUAUUUUGCUGUUAGGAACUCGAUGUUAUCCGCUCCAUUCGUCCGCAUUGAAAUGUUAAAACGAGCAUUAAAGCAUCUGAAGGAAUACCGCUGACAAUACAAAUGAACGGAUGCUGAUCAAGUCUACCUGUAUUUGCAAUCUCACUGUGUGCUCUCAACGUGUUCCGGGUCAACAUAUCACGUAACAAUGUAACUGUCUGUUGUCGUAAGUGUCAGUGUUGUUCAAUAUUCCAUCCAUUCCAUGUUUUAUUUUAAUUUUUGUAAAUGUCACCCUACACUGUGCUGUUGGUCGUUUUUUGUCUCGACACCUGAAGCUCGGAGCUGACCACAUGGUGUCCUGUCUCAGCCAAACACAUUUUCAUAACAAAUGUAGUUGGUCAAAGCAAUCAUGAACAAAAGAAACCUGUCAUUGUCUCUUUUUUUUUUCCUGCGUUGAAUAUUUGAAUGUGUAUUCAGACUCAUGGAAAUGAAUGUCCAGCUGCGUAGCAGAGGCUCUAACAAUGUACCACCUUUACCCAGGAAUAAUGACAGCCGAGUCACAUCCUCUACGGUUUAAUGUAGAUGAAGUCUCAGCGUAUUGGUGGGAAACUGUUGAAAGAAAAACAACUUCUUCUCAAUUCGUUCUCAGCCAAGGACCCCUACAAGUGAGAAAAUAUUCCAGGGACCCCCCUCAUGUAUGACCCUCGGAAUAAUUUUACACAGCCUAUUUUUUUUACAGCUCUACUUAUGUGAGAGAAUAACACAAGAGAAGAGGUCAUACAAAGAUAUAAGACAUAAUAUUUUUACCAUUUCAACACGGGAUACUAAUGAUAAUUUAAAUGGAUGAAGCUGUAAACUUCUCACGGACCCUGACCCAUUUGAGAACCACUGCCGUAUGGAAAUGAGCCAGUCUGCCCCAGCAACACACAGACAACCCCAGCUUGUCAUUUGUUAGGUCCCUACAUGUUGAGAUUACCUCUUAGUCACUGACUCAAGUGACUGUAACUCAAACUCCCAAAAUGCACUUUGUUCAUUUCAUGCCGAUUGUAGUAUUUUCAUAUAUUGCAAUGUGUGUACCUUCCUUGUAGUUUUGUCUAAUGAAUAUGAUCUAUACCUAAUGAAUGUUGACUAUUCCAGCUUGCACUUAGUUAGUGGAAAGAGGAACUGCUUUUAUUCACUGUGCUCACUGUGCUUGAUGAGGGAAACACACUGCUGUGCAAUCACUCUCUACUAAAUAACACUGCCCCCUGCUGGUUCCAAAACCACCCAGACCAAAAGGUAAAAGCCAAGUUUCAACAGGAACAAACACAUUUUUCAUAUUUUACCUUUUUCGUCAAACCUUUAAGAUUUCAGUUUCAUGGGUAAUGCAAAUGCAUCUGUACUUUUUUUUCUUUUGGUGGUGGGAAUAUUCUUUCUUGGUGUUUAUAUGUGAACAUAUACAGGUUUAGGACACAACACAACCCAUGCAAUGGUUUGAUGGAACAAAACUAUAUUUUUUUAAUUUCAUCCGAGCCAUGUACAAUUUAUGAUUUUUACUCCAGGUUUUUCCCUAAAAUCUUUAACAAUAAGUAAGAAGCUUUUAUUGCUUUUGUAGAUGGAGCAGAAUGAACAGCAGUGUACCAGGAGGCGCGGGAAACCCCCCCAGAGUUUCCCAACCUAGUGUUGUGGAUUUUGAAUUUCAGAAUCUGAACCACAUUUAAAUCUGUGUAGGGGAAGUAGUUUCAUUUUAAAGGGAAAUAAAUCUGAAGGUGGAGGAACUGCUGCUUUAGAGGCCCCUCCACUUCUUCUAAUAGGGAAGCGAGUUUGGGGCACAUCAGAACAUAAACAGCAAAUAAACCAUGGUUAAAAUGUUGUGGUGUGUAUUGUUCUGCAAAACCAUGAAGAUAUUUAUUGAAAUUAAACCAAUAUAUAUAUAUAUUUUUUACUUCUUUUGGUUCAACAUGUUUAUUUGAAGAACAAAAGGAAACGUGCUAUAAUAAUGGAAUCUGAAUAGAGAUGAUGAAGAGUGGAUGUGACCUGCACCGAUAGCCUUAUCAAUUAUAUACUGCUUAGCAUCACAUAUAUUUUCUUCUUAUGUAUAAUACCUGUAUUUAGAAAGAGGUAUAUUUUAAGGUUUGCUUAAGACCACAUUUAGCAGAGGAUAAAUUUAAAUUUUUGAAUUUAUUUAUUUAUUAUUGUUAUUCCUGUAAACACACAACUUAUUAAAAAGUAAAUGUUCACUGGCUGAAAGUGGUUUUAUUGUAUAGCUUGAUUGUGUUUUGUUGUUUAUUUUUCUUAGGAUGGAUGAAACUAACACACAGAGUGGUUUAAAGUUUGUAAUGGUAUAAAAGAGAGGAAGAGGUGUUAGAUACAUAAAUGCAAAUGUCACGUGAAAAUGUGGCAACUUGCCCUUUUCAGAUUUUUAGGGUCGUCUGGUCGGCUAAUACAAUUAGCUUCAGUUGAGCUGAUUGAAACGACAGCAGAUUGGACUUUCAAAAACUCCCAUCGUCUGAAUGGUUGCGUUAAUCAUUACAAACCAGAGCCAAGUAAACAUAGCCACCAGAGAAAUUAAUUAAAAUUGUCCUGAUUUUUCUACUUGUUCUGAUUCUGAAUUAUGUUUCUGAAUGUGCUUUGAUCAAAGUGACCAAAGCCUUUAUUUCUAUCAGAAUCUUUCACAAGUUUAGUGUCAAUUCAGGAUUUCCACAUAUUCAAAACUCCCUUUUGAAAACCAUUGAUUUUAAAUAAUCUCUUCCCACUGAGCCAAUGGGAUAAAUUCUGCCACUAUAACAGAAGCUCAGUUGAACAAACUCUAGUCUGCAGAAUGAAAUCUUGAAUCAGUGUGUGUGUGUCAGUGUGUGUUGGUGUUGACUGUAAACAAGGUGGUUUGCUACUGGGAGGCUGUAGGACUGCCAAUAACAUCUCUGGUUGUUAAGCUAACUGUGCCUUAUUGUGCCACAAUGUUCUGAAAAGAUUUUUGUGAACACGCUAAACAUGAUAUUGUGUUGCUCAAACAUUUACCUUUUUUUAUUUAUUUUUUCCUCUUUCUCCUUCUGUCUGCAUGUUUCUUUGAUUUUAUAUAGUCGAUCAACCUAGCUAUAGCUGCUAAUACAAAAUCAACUCCUGUCUGUCUGUUCACCACAUUAACACAUAGGAACAAACUAGCUGUAAGGCUGCAUAACUAGAAAUAUCUAGUCUGGAUAUUGUUAAAUUGGCAGGAUUUUCUUAUAGUGUGUUAAUAGGACUUUGACAAGGAUGCAGAUAUAUGUCAUAUUGGACACAGUUAGUUGUGUUGACAUGUUGGGACCUCUGUACUGUAGCUUGUCUCAGAACUGAACUCAGUCCAUUAUGUCCUUCCAGUAGCAGACUCACUGUGUGAUUCCUCAUCAGGGCAUCAAACCGUUUUAGUUCAGAUUGUGUCUCCACUACCUCUGCAGCCGUCAUGUCGGAGCGAGGACCACACGGGUUUCCAAAACUGAUAUAUGUUUUGUUUUUUUGUAACUGUAAUAUGAAGAUAUCAUCUAUCACAGUAGGCUAAAUAAAUAAAAUAUGUGUCCAAAUAA